This is a messenger RNA of Ectocarpus siliculosus, 1021 nucleotides long. The record is from the annotation of a GenBank genome assembly. Lineage: Eukaryota; Phaeophyceae; Ectocarpales; Ectocarpaceae.
AUGGCAGGCUCGUCCAUGGUGGUUUCGUACCUGGCGGCCGUCAACCAGUCGCUGUUCAUCCUGUGGGGAGCUACCUACUCGCUGGACUGGUUCUGGAUAUCCCUGCUGCUGUUCUCCGUGUUGCCCCUCGUGUUCGGGAGCUACAUCUGCCGCGCGCUUCGCCUGGCCGUGAUUUUCCACCCGAGGGCGAAGCAGGCCCUGCCGUGGCUCAUUCCGGAGCGGAACCACUUGUUCUUUCUGUCGGCGAUGGCUGUCGCGUUAUUGAUCAUCCCGAUCUACCAGGACAUGACCUUGGAAGUGUGGGAGGUCAUCGCGAAGCAGGUGGACCUCCUGGCCUCCGCCACUCUCGUCCUCGCUGGGACGUUGGCGUGUAUCUUCCCCUUCAUCCGGAAGGUGGACGACCUCUUCAACAUCAGCAGGGAGCUCAUCAUCGUCACGAUCUUGUUUCUCAUUCUCGCCAUCGGAAUCAAGUGCGGGCUGUAUUUCGAGGUGGACAUGUGGACCGGGGGCAACCUCAAUUUCUUCAUAACGGCCGCGGUGUUCGGGGUCAGCGUGGUGGGUCCGCUGCGUCGCCUCGCGGUUGACCCUCUGGCCGGGUCCAAGCAGCGCUGCACGGGCAGAGCGGUGCUCGCUCGCCGGGAAACCCGGAGCGAGGACGUUUCCUACUCGGCGAAGGCCACCGCCGACAUCCGGGGCAGCAGCAGGGCGGUCAGGGUAGCGAGCAGGAAGCUGGAGGAAGGGUUCUACGGCGGCGGAGUCGACGAAGACGACGACGACAGCUGUGAUACCACGCCUACCGCGCCCACGCCGGCGGCGGUAGCGGCAGCGGUAGCGGCGGUGGCGACCUCGUUGUACGACGAGCCACCACCAGCAAACCUCUCGCCCUCGCCCUCGCCGGGGGAUCCCGGGGCGGGAAACUGGCAGUACCAGGGAAUAAACUUUUGCACAAGUCGGGGCGGCGGGGCGGACGGCGGCCGCGGCGGCGGCGGUUGGGGUAGGGGUGGUGGGGAGGAGAUGGUGG